Messenger RNA from Oppia nitens, 372 nucleotides. Its product is annotated as pyrroline-5-carboxylate reductase 3-like. The coding region runs from base 1 to 372 and encodes 123 amino acids. Gene Ontology annotation, molecular function: pyrroline-5-carboxylate reductase activity. The transcript has a single exon. Gene Ontology annotation, biological process: L-proline biosynthetic process. Lineage: Eukaryota; Metazoa; Arthropoda; Arachnida; Sarcoptiformes; Oppiidae. The record is from RefSeq and is a predicted model, not a curated record.
AUGCUGUCAACCAUAUCGAAGCUCGAGUACAUACCCGAAAGCCAGAUGGACUCGGCCUGUGCUCUGGGAGGCAACGGAUUGGCGUUUGUCUACUAUUUUAUCAAUUCUCUUACCGAUGGCAUCACAAAAGCUGGGGUGAACCGGCAAACAGCCCUUAAAUUUGCGGCCAUAACCGUACAGUGCGCGGCACUGACGCUACUAGAGUCGGGUAAACAUCCGUCAGAGCUAAAGGAUAGCUGCACAUCACCAUCUGGAUCGGUCAGAUAUGGCUUGCGAGUGCUCGACAAAGCAGAUGUCGCCUCAGGAGUGGCCAGUGCUGUAGAAGCGGCGCACAAGAGGGCCAAAGAAUUGGCAGAAAAACUACCAAAUUAA